ACAGUUGGUUGACAGGCGACAGCUCAACUGCCUGAAUGGGCUGUGAAUGCGGCUGAUUUUCUCCGUUCGCAAAGCGCCGCCCGACUUGCCCGGAUGAUAAUAUCAGCUUAUCAUUCGCCCACAAUCACCGACGCCCGUGCGCGCACCGUGGAGUCAUCGCCAUCCGCACGCCCGCGACUUUUGGGGCGCGCUCGCUAAAUGCGCCCGAGUGCAACCGCACACAUUGCAAGUCACUGAAAGAUGGCCAAGGAUUAUGAUCACUUGUUUAAAUUGUUAAUAAUUGGCGAUAGCGGGGUGGGCAAAAGCUCUCUGCUGUUGCGCUUCGCCGAUAACACAUUCAACGGCAGUUAUAUCACCACAAUCGGCGUGGACUUCAAGAUACGCACGGUGGAUGUGAAUGGCUCGCGAGUUAAGCUGCAGAUAUGGGACACAGCAGGGCAGGAACGAUUUAGAACAAUUACUAGCACGUACUAUAGAGGCACCCAUGGUGUAAUUGUGGUCUACGAUGUGACAAAUGGUGAAUCUUUCGCGAAUGUGAAGCGAUGGCUGCACGAAAUUGAACAAAAUUGUGAUGUUGUAAAUAAAGUGCUUGUGGGGAACAAAAACGAUGAACCAGAAAGAAAAGUCGUACUCACCGAGGACGCGAAACGCUUCGCCAGCACGAUGCAGAUCGAAUUGUUCGAAACGUCCGCAAAGGACAACCUCAACGUCGAGGAGAUGUUCCUGAGCAUCACGCGUGAAGUCCUCCGGCAGAAGCUGGACAUGCGGGAGCGCCAGCAGGGCGAUAAUCAGGACACCGUCAACCUGCGCAAAGCCAACAAACCCAAGCGGAAGAACUGCUGCUAGCAGCGCUCUACAACCAACAAAAUAAAAACAACUCCAGUCAGCAGACAAGACAGUAAAAACAAUAAUUUUACAAUUAAGAAACAAACAAUAUUCAAAAAAAAAAAAUGAAGUAAGUGCAUGAUUCACAUGUGUGCUACAAUUCCAAUUUGUUUGUCGUCGCAAUUUGAUACUAGUUAAGUAUGUUUAGGUAAGCAAACGUAACGCAGUACCCAAAAAUUAUUUUUUAACGCCCCACUUAUCGUACCGAAUGUUUGAAAUUAACAAAAUGAGAGACAGAACUGAUGAUAUUAACCUAGUUAAUAGCAGAUACAUCAAAAUAGCAAACAAAGCAAGCAUUUGUUAACCAUUAUUCGUUUAGAGUUUGUGUGUGCGAAAUAAUUGCCAAUCUAAUGAUUCCACUCUUUUAGUUUAUUACUACUUUAUUAUUACUAUGAUGAUGAUGAUGAAGAUGAUUCUGUACUAUUGCAACUUAUGAUGAUGUUAUUGUAAAUCUAUAUUCAUUCUCCCUUUGUAUUGUAUUGUAUGUAAUUAAGUAAGGAGAUUAUUUUUAUGAAUUCUUUUAUCAGUGCGCGUGUGAGAUGGCUGCGUGGUGAAUUGAUGAAUGUUGUUGCAUUUUAUACCAGUCAUAUCUAUCCGAUGAUGUUGAGGUGCAGUGCGAAGAGCAAUGCCGGAUUGCUUUCGGCGUUUGUGAAUAUUUACAUACAUACAUGGACACAUGAUGAGAAAUGAUGUACUUUGUGUAUAAAAAUAAACAAAAUCAUGGAA
Dalotia coriaria is the source of this 1611-nucleotide messenger RNA. It is a transcript of the gene Rab35, whose product is annotated as RAS oncogene family member Rab35. Bases 241 to 846 code for a protein of 201 amino acids. Gene Ontology annotation, molecular function: GTPase activity; GTP binding. The record is from RefSeq and is a predicted model, not a curated record. Gene Ontology annotation, cellular component: endosome membrane; plasma membrane. Gene Ontology annotation, biological process: endocytic recycling. Lineage: Eukaryota; Metazoa; Arthropoda; Insecta; Coleoptera; Staphylinidae. The transcript is spliced from 4 exons.